AUCGGUGAUCAACAGAGCCCUCGAGUACUUUGGUAACAGUAACCCGCUACAAGACGCAAGCUGCUGCAGUGAAGGCAGCCUGACCGGCGGGGCGGCAAGGCGCGGCGUUCCAUUCUCCAAUCAGAGGCCGUAGAUUUCGAGGGCUUGACCCGCUUCCUGCUCAAAAUUUUUGUGGUCUGUGGUGGGACCCACUUAAAUUCUGGCUCUGCUCUCUUUACCCCACCAACCUGCCUCGCCCCUCCUCCUCUUGCCCUUAAAAACUUCAACCCCUCCAGAAAUUCUUGACUUCCUCUCCCUCUUACUUCCUCCGUCGGCAUACCUGAUUCGAGCAAUCUUACUGCCACUUCACGUAUCCCUCAAACUUUUCGAUCUGUGAUCGCAAAACCGUCAAAAUGGGCAAGGAGGACAAGACUCACAUCAACGUCGUCGUUAUCGGCCACGUCGAUUCCGGCAAGUCGACCACCACUGGUCACUUGAUCUACAAGUGCGGUGGUAUUGACAAGCGUACCAUCGAGAAGUUCGAGAAGGAAGCUGCUGAGCUCGGCAAGGGCUCCUUCAAGUAUGCCUGGGUUCUUGACAAGUUGAAGGCCGAGCGUGAGCGUGGUAUCACCAUCGAUAUUGCCCUCUGGAAGUUCGAGACCCCCAAGUACUAUGUCACCGUCAUCGAUGCCCCCGGCCAUCGUGAUUUCAUCAAGAACAUGAUUACUGGUACUUCCCAGGCCGAUUGCGCCAUUCUCAUCAUUGCCGCCGGUACUGGUGAGUUCGAGGCUGGUAUCUCCAAGGAUGGCCAGACCCGUGAGCACGCUCUCCUCGCCUACACCCUCGGUGUCAAGCAGCUCAUCGUCGCCAUCAACAAGAUGGACACCACCAAGUGGUCCGAGGCUCGCUUCAACGAGAUCAUCAAGGAGACCUCCAACUUCAUCAAGAAGGUCGGCUACAACCCCAAGACUGUUGCCUUCGUCCCCAUCUCCGGUUUCAACGGCGACAACAUGCUUGAGGCUUCCACCAACUGCCCCUGGUACAAGGGCUGGGAGAAGGAGGUCAAGGGUGGCAAGGCCACCGGUAAGACCCUCCUUGAGGCCAUCGACUCCAUCGAGCCCCCCAAGCGUCCCACCGACAAGCCCCUCCGUCUUCCCCUCCAGGACGUCUACAAGAUCGGCGGUAUCGGCACAGUCCCUGUCGGCCGUAUCGAGACUGGUGUCCUCAAGCCCGGUAUGGUCGUUACCUUCGCUCCUUCCAACGUCACCACUGAAGUCAAGUCCGUCGAGAUGCACCACGAGCAGCUCGCUGAGGGUGUCCCCGGUGACAACGUUGGUUUCAACGUGAAGAACGUCUCCGUCAAGGAAAUCCGCCGUGGCAACGUUGCCGGUGACUCCAAGAACGACCCCCCCAUGGGCGCCGCCUCUUUCGAUGCCCAGGUCAUCGUCCUCAACCACCCCGGCCAGGUCGGUGCUGGUUACGCCCCCGUCCUCGAUUGCCACACUGCCCACAUCGCCUGCAAGUUCUCUGAGCUCCUGCAGAAGAUCGACCGCCGUACUGGUAAGGCCGUUGAGGAGAGCCCCAAGUUCAUCAAGUCUGGUGAUGCUGCCAUCGUCAAGAUGGUUCCCUCCAAGCCCAUGUGCGUUGAGGCUUUCACUGAGUACCCUCCCCUCGGUCGUUUCGCCGUCCGUGACAUGCGUCAGACCGUCGCUGUCGGUGUCAUCAAGAAGGUCGAGAAGGCCGCUGCUGGUUCCGGCAAGGUCACCAAGUCCGCUGCCAAGGCUGGCAAGAAAUAA
Podospora bellae-mahoneyi is the source of this 1775-nucleotide messenger RNA. It is a transcript of the gene TEF-1, whose product is annotated as translation elongation factor EF-1 alpha. NCBI's taxonomy places the organism in Eukaryota, Fungi, Ascomycota, Sordariomycetes, Sordariales, Podosporaceae. The record is from RefSeq and is a predicted model, not a curated record. Gene Ontology annotation, biological process: translational elongation; translation. Gene Ontology annotation, molecular function: GTP binding; translation elongation factor activity; GTPase activity. The transcript has 5 exons. Bases 393 to 1775 code for a protein of 460 amino acids.